AUUCUUUUCUACGAUCUCUUCUCAUCUUCUCCCACUCAUUCAUCAUCAUUCAUCAUCAACUUACUGACCAUCAUUAUGAACGUCAUUCGCUUCUAUCAACGUCGCUCUCCGAGUUUCUACGGUGCUCUCUCAUCGAGAAUGCUUGGGAUUCCCCGGCAUGGCCACCAAUUCCAUGCGAGCCACAAACGAGGACCCUUUACCCAAAACAUUCCUCCUACGUCUCCGGGGCGCCCGAGGUUCACCCGGUUCACAAAAGUUGCCUUUCUCCUAGGACUCAUCGGUGCAGGCUCAAUUGCAUAUACUAAGUCUCAAAAGCCACCCCCGGGAGGAUCGAGUGGUGCAGUGCCGCCGCCUGCAAAUAAGACAAAUGUCCCAAGCAGUCCUCCACCAGUUCAACUCGUUGAUCCCAGAGCCAAAGAGAGAAUCAGCAUACAUCGAUCCUUGAGACAGGCACGAUCGGCCAAAGAAAAAGCCCCAUUGGUGCCUCCAAACGAUUCGAUAAAACCCGGCAAUACUGAGCCUAAAGAGAAACCUGUGCAGUGAAAUGGAUCUGCCAGGUGAUUGGCAUUUUGGUAUAGUUGUGACGGGCACGACCAGGGAUGAUAUUAUCUUUCAGUUAUUUUCUUCGGGGACUGUCCAAUUCGUGAGACGGAGUUAUUGAUUGAAUGUUCUUCCUUCUUUUUCUUUUCUUUUUUGUUACCUUUUCGACACGCUCUUUGAACAACACUGUCAACUGCAU
This is a messenger RNA of Aspergillus steynii IBT 23096, 739 nucleotides long. RefSeq lists its product as uncharacterized. NCBI's taxonomy places the organism in Eukaryota, Fungi, Ascomycota, Eurotiomycetes, Eurotiales, Aspergillaceae. The record is from RefSeq and is a predicted model, not a curated record. The coding region runs from base 76 to 543 and encodes 155 amino acids. The transcript is spliced from 2 exons.